Messenger RNA from Saccharomyces eubayanus, 870 nucleotides. It is a transcript of the gene TIS11, whose product is annotated as Tis11p. The transcript has a single exon. NCBI's taxonomy places the organism in Eukaryota, Fungi, Ascomycota, Saccharomycetes, Saccharomycetales, Saccharomycetaceae. Bases 1 to 870 code for a protein of 289 amino acids. Gene Ontology annotation, molecular function: mRNA binding; metal ion binding. The record is from RefSeq and is a predicted model, not a curated record.
AUGUGGGCCCCAUUAGCGCAUACCAGACCGGAAUCUCAAAAGACCGACUUAACGUCAUUGUUCUCGACCGAUCGCGAGCAGAACCCAUUGAACGACUACCAAUACCAGAUCAACAUCAGGGAACUGGAGGAUUACUACAACAAAACCAUCUUGAAUGAAGACACCAUACAGGAGACAAGCAGCGAGAUAUCUUCUGCGGUCUCGUUCUCCCCCUCCAAACAGAAAAACGCUAUUCAGCCAGGACUUCUGUACGACCCACAAUUGAUAAACCCUUUCCUCCCAUCCGCUAGUCUGGACACUAGCACACUGACCACUUUCAAAAAGAAGCUGGAGGUACAGAUCAACCCAGAUUACGUCCCCAAAUCUUCACAAUUGCCAUUGACUUUGCAAAAUUUGCAGCAGUUGUCCCAGCAAAGCCCCGAAGAUGAUGCUCCAUCUUCUCCACAAAAGAUCUCUCCCUCUCAACCUAAGGUGAAAUGCCAACCGCAGGAGACCCCAAAGCAGCUAUACAAGACCGAACUAUGUGAAUCUUUUACUUUGAAGGGGACCUGCCCUUACGGCACCAAAUGCCAAUUCGCACAUGGGUUGAACGAGCUGAAAGUCAAGAAAUCAUGCAAAAACUUCAGAACGAAGCCAUGCAUGAACUGGGAAAAACUAGGAUACUGCCCCUACGGCAGAAGAUGCUGCUUCAAACACGGCGACGACAACGACAUUGCUGUUUACGUAAAAGCUGGUACUUAUUGUAACCGCAGUGCCAACAACAAACAAUCUGACCAAAAGAGAAGCACCAGUCGCGGCGAUGAUCGUAAUUAUGCAAAGAAGAAAAACCUCAACGUUAAAGUGAAAGCUUUGCAAAGAAUGACUUGGUGA